AUGGGCCAACGUCAAUCCACGAGCAAUACGGAGCAGGAGGAAUCGCCUGCGAAGACAGACUAUUAUGAGCUACUUGGCGUAGAAAGGACAGCGACCGAGGACGAGAUCAAGAAAGCCUACCGCCGAAAGGCUCUAGAGUUGCACCCGGAUCGUAAUUACGGCAACGUCGAGAGCACAACGAGACUGUUUGCCGAAAUCCAAUCUGCAUACGAAGUCCUGUCCGACCCACAAGAAAGAGCGUGGUAUGAUUCACACAAAGACGUUCUCCUUCGCGGAGAUCAGCCGACUGGACCGGGCGGGGAUGAGUUCUCAUACAACACCCGCCUGACGACUGCUGAAGAGGUUAUGAAAUUGAUGAUGAAGUUUAAUGGGCGAGUGGAAUUUAACAACUCUCCUAGCGGCUUCUUUGGUGGCUUGAACGAUUUCUUCAAGCAACUUGCCAAAGAGGAGGACAUCGCGUGCCAAUGGGAGGACCAGGAAGGGGUGGAAUAUCCCGACUUUGGCAUGGACAAUGAUGAAUAUGAAGACGUGGUUCGACCCUUCUAUGCUGUGUGGAACGGAUUCGGCAGCAAAAAGAGUUAUUCGUGGAGGGAUCAAUACAAAUUAUCAGAUGCUCCCGACCGCCGAAUCCGACGGUUAAUGGAGAAAGAGAACAAGAAAUUACGGGACGAUGCGGUGCAAGAAUACAACGAGGCGGUGCGGUCGCUUGUUGCGUUUGUGCGAAAGCGCGAUCCUAGGGUUCAAAAUAACCAGAAAUCUGAGGCAGAACGCCAAAAAGCGCUACGUGACGCAACAGCGGCACAAGCUGCAAGGUCUCGGGCGGCCCGCCAGGCCAAAUUGCAAGAACAGGAUGCGGCCGUUGUGCCAGAGUGGGCCAAGUCGAACACCAAAGAUGAACACGAAGGUGGUUUCUCCAGCGAAUCUGACCUAGAGGAUCACGAGUAUGAUUGUGUUGUUUGUGACAAGACUUUCAAGAGCGAAGCCCAAUUCAACGCCCAUGAAAAGAGCAAAAAGCACAUUAAGCAAUUGAAGCAAUUACAGAGGGAAAUGCGUGCUGAAGGACGAGAGCUUAACCUUGAGAAGCCGAAGGAAGACUCGAACCUCGAAAGCAGUGCUCAGGACGACGAAAAUGUCGAGGACGGCGAUCAGGAAGCGUCCUUUGUUCAAGAUGAUCUCGAUUCUGAUUCGUACGCCAACGUCGAUGCGACGAGUGAAUCACAUAGACGGACAAAUGGAACAUCAGACUCUCCUGCAGAGGAUGCUGAGGACUCGGAACCCUCCAAAGAUGAUGACUAUGCCUCCAGGUCAGAUAUUGAGCAACGCUUGACCGCUGAAGUGACCGACCAACUUCCAGCUUCACUCGAAGACCUUAGUCUCGAGGGUACCCCUGUAACCUCGGACACUGAAGGUUCGUCCCACCCAAAAAUUGGUAAAGCCAAACAGAAACGAGCCAAGAAAGCUGCACAGCAGUCAGUGCAGCAACCUACAACAGGUCCUGGCGAGUUCCAGUGCCUUGCUUGCAAAGCUGAGUUUCCUUCGAAGUCUCAGCUUUUCAAACACCUCGACAAAACCAAACAUGCGGCUCCACUGGCACAGACUAAAGCGGUCAAGGGAGGGAAAGGCAAGAAGCGAUGA
Messenger RNA from Exophiala bonariae, 1635 nucleotides. RefSeq lists its product as uncharacterized. Gene Ontology annotation, cellular component: cytoplasm. Gene Ontology annotation, molecular function: nucleic acid binding; zinc ion binding. The record is from RefSeq and is a predicted model, not a curated record. The transcript has a single exon. Bases 1 to 1635 code for a protein of 544 amino acids. Lineage: Eukaryota; Fungi; Ascomycota; Eurotiomycetes; Chaetothyriales; Herpotrichiellaceae.